GUGAAAAUGAUUGUGGAUAACUGUACCAAAGGAGGAACUGUAUAGACGUAGUUGUAUACAUAAGUCGAAAUUGCUCCUGUGCUCCUCUGCUUCCAGUACGACACACAGGAGGGACAGGAUCGCUAGGUCACAGUUUCUGCCGGGGAGCGAGGUCAUAACUCUUCGAAUUUGCAUCCGUACCUUUUCCCCGCUCGAGAACACAGGCGGCGGUGUGAAAGGAUGCGCUCAAAUGGUUCCCGCCUGGCCCGGUAUUCGACACAGGACCCUUUCGUAUGCAAGCCGAGGGCGUUAACCAUUGCGCCGUCAAGUCACCAAGUCGUGUAAUGUGGCUUGCGGCUGAUGAGGUGUGAGGUAGAGGGAUGUGGGCGCUGUAGGUUAUAGGAAGGUGUUUGGCUGGCUGGAACUGAUGCUGGCGGGUACUGAGGUUUUAUUUUGAUUCAUAGAGAUUUUGAUUGGAAGGAAAUGAAGCUAGGAAGUGAGGGAGCGCAGUUGAAGUGUUUGAAGUUGGUGUAGGCUGACGUAGGCUGGUGGGAGAGGUGUUUGACCGGAUCGAAACUAUUGCUGGUGCGUACUGAGGUCUGACAUUUUGAUUGGUAUGGAUUUUGACCGAAAGGGAGAGUAGCUAAAAACGUUUGAAGUUGAUGUAGGGUGAUGUUAGGUAGUGGGAGAGAAGUUUGACCGGUUGGAACUGUUGUUGACGCGUGCAUGUCUUAUAUAUUUUGAUUGACAAGGAUUUUGACUGAGAGGGAGUGUAGCUGAAGACGUUUGAUGGUGAUGUGGGCUGACUGUUGGUAGUAGAAAGGGUGUCUGACCGGAUGAAACUCUUGCUCACGGGUGCUGGGGUGUCAUCUUGAUUCAUAGGAUUUUGUCGGAAAGGGAGUGGGGUUAAAAUCGUUUGAAGUUGAUGUAGACUGACGUUAGGUAGUGGAAAGGUGUUUGAUCGGUUGAAACUGUUGCUGACGGAUGCUGGGGUGUGGCAUUUUGAUUCAUAGGGAUUUUGACGGAAAGGGAGCGUAGCUAAAACCGUUUGAAGUUGAUUUAGGCUGACUUGGUAGUGAUGGAUAUUUAUAACUGCCAUAGACUCUUGGGUGAUGGGAAUGUGUCGGCUGGUUCGGACCGGGUGUGGGAGAUGCUUGUGGUUGGGUGAGAUUGGUCGGUGGGUUUGUUAUUGUGAUGUGUAGGGAUUUCGCCGCGAAGGAAGCGUGACUGAUGUUCUGAACUGACUGAGACUGAAUGUAGGUGGCGAGGAACGUGACUGGAAGGGAGUGUCGCAGGAAGGCAGUGCAGGUGGCGUCUGGCUGUAUCUGUUGUUUUAAGCUUUGUACAUUUUGAUUGUGAGUGCGGGUGACAGUGUCUGAGGUUGAUAGUGAGUGUGUGUUGCGUGGUGUUUGUAGUGGCGAGGAACGUGCCUGGAAGGGAAUGUCGCUGGAAAGGAGUGUCGGUGAUGGGAAGUGUUGUCUGGGUGCUUGCGACUGUGGCUCUGUGUUGCAUAGUCUUGGGAAGUCUUCGUCGCCCCCUCUGGCGUGGCUGCUGCAGGUGGGGCGGGAGAGGCAGCUCCGCCACCUGCAGCAGCGUCCCGCAAAGUUCCCUCAAGGCUAAAAAUAACCCACAGCAUCGCGGGCGCCAAGGUUUGCGGGAGAGGGACGCUGCUCACUGGACGCUCCACAUCUCUUCGUGUAUUGAUCCACACCGCACCGCCUCGCCGCCAUUUGCACUUUCCGCGGCUUUUUCAGGAAAUGCGCCAAGAACGACUGGGAUCGGCGGCAGGAUGUGUAUAUCGGCGGCCCUAUGGGGCGGCGGAGAUAGGGCUUGCAGGUGUAAUAGGUGACGGCAGGGCAGGGCGGGGUGGCGGUGGCGGCCAUGGGGGAGGCCGCUGUGACGGUGGCUUGCCGCGGCGCCCCGCUGCGUGCUGGCCGCCAUGCCCAGGGUGUCGGGGUGUCGAGGGCGAGGCAGGCCCUGCCGUGCUGCCUGGGCCAGGCGGGCACGACGAGGCGAGGCCGACGGAAGGAAGGUCUGACUCUAAGUUAAUUGCGCAUGUUCCUGAUGACGUCAUGGCGAUUAUGAAUGGGUCCGAGAGGGUGUUACCAGGCGGGGCGAGACAGCAGCGGGCUUCCCUCACCUAACAUACUUUAUUUACUUAGCUUAUUCGACGUCAAACACAAUGCAUAUGAUGUAGCCAGAUCCAUGCGGCGAGGCGAAGCGAGGUGUGAGUAGCAUGUGUCCUUAGCGGGGCGGGGGUGGGCGGCGGGUGGUGGCAACACUGGCUGUGACGUGCAAGAUGACAGUUGCUGGAUCAGCUGACGGACGGCGGUGCCGCCUGGCUCAGCGGGAGACGGCCAGUGCAGUAGUCUCUUCCCUCACGGCGGCGUCCCUGCCGUGUCGGUGCAGCGGCCCCCAGCGAGGCAUAACGGCCGUGUGGCGGUGUGUGCGGUGACGGCGGCGACCAGCGGCAGGCCUAGCUGAGCACCGCCCGCCAGAUGCUAAGAUGAGCCGCGCUCCAGGCUAGGCCGCCCACCAUGGCCGCCCGGCGCCCCCUCGCCGCCCUCACUCACAAAGACAUGCCACGGAUAAUGGGUCUCGAUCAUGGAUAGUGAACAACCGCAUCAGGAGCUGGUGAAAUGUGUGGUUGUGGGCGACACGGCAGUGGGCAAGACUCGCCUCAUAUGUGCCCGCGCCUGCAACAAGAAGUUCUCCCUCUCCCAACUGCUCAACACACACGUGCCAACCGUCUUCGCGAUCGACCAGUACAGGAUAUACAAGGAGGUUUUGGAGCGGUCGUGUGUGGUAGUUGACGGUGUGAAUGUCUCCCUCCGCCUCUGGGACACUUUCGGGGACCAUGAUAAGGACCGACGCUUUGCCUAUGGCAGGUCGGAUGUGGUGCUGCUUUGCUUCUCGGUGGCCAACCCAGUCUCUCUCAGAAACUGCCGCGUCAUGUGGUAUCCGGAGAUCCGGAGAUUCUGCCCCAACACGCCAAUCCUUCUGGUGGGUUGCAAGAACGACCUCAGGUACAUCUGCAAGGACGAGGAGUACCUCAGGUACUGCCAGGACCGCUCGCCUCUCGUCAGGCCAGUGCGGGAGUGUGACUUGGUCAUGCCGUGUGAAGGCCGAGCAGUGGCCAGGGAGAUUGGAGUGGAGUACUAUGAAACCUCGGUGCUGACCUACUUUGGAGUGAAUGAGGUUUUCGACAAUGUGAUCAGAGCCGCCCUCAUAUCCCGGAGGCAGCAGCGCUUCUGGAUGACCAACCUCAAGCGUGUCCAGAGACCUACUUUACAGGUGCCUUUCUGCCCGCCCAAGCCCAAGGUGCAGGAGCCGUCUCCGGUGGGGAGCACCCUGCAGGAGGACCUCCACUGCCUCCUCUCCUGUGCCGCCUUCACUGACCUGGUGCUGGUGGCCGGGGGCAGCACCACCUCCGGCGGCACCGUAGUCCAUACUCACCGGUUCUUGGUGGCGGCUGCAUCAACUGCCUUCCACAAGCUGCUCAUGACAGAUCUAUCUGACUGUGCUGCCACGAGACGUAGUUCAGACUCCAGCAUGUUGAGUGGGACUUUCGGAGACACCACCUUGGGGAACUUCAACUCGGACACAGAAUGUCUCCUCGGGAAUGACCACAACCAACCCCGCCCAACAAGAAUACGAGAAGCUGUGAAGCGCAGGUCCAGCAUGCAGACUCUGCCCCAGGAGCAGCGGCCCGGCAUUCAUAGAGAACUCAAUCAUCCAGCCUUCCAAGCCAUUAGUAUAGAGCAGUGGGAUGACAGAGGUAGUGAACAAAGCAGUUGUGAUCGUAGUCCUCGGCAGAGUCCGGCCUGGGUCCCCAUCCAGACUGUGGUCCACCUCAGCAAGCUGGUCACCGGCUCUGCGCUCCGUGUGCUCCUCCACUUCCUUUACACAGGCACAAUAUUUUGUCGAGAGUGCCAGCUGCCUUCCGUUGACCUUAGUGAACUGAAGCAGGCGGCAGAAUUCCUGGAGUUGCCUGAGCUUCUGAUGUACACCUCAAAUCUGAUGAAGAAAGAAGAGUUUCUGAAUAAUGACCUCUCCCAACAGUACUUACAGAUGCUGUCUGGGCGGCUAAAGGAGUUGUGUCUGGAGGGCGGCUUGUUCUCGGAUGUGAUGUUCCAGCUGGAGGAUGGCACAGCAGCUGUUCACCGUCCACUGCUCAUGGCUCGGUGCGACAUGAUGCAUGCCAUGUUCUCCGGGGACUUCAGGGAAAGCAAUGCCAAAGUGAUCACCUUCCCAGGAGUAAAGUUGAGGACCUUCCACAUCCUGCUUCAGUACCUCUACACAGACUCUGUACCCACCCUCAAGAUCCGGGAGUGUCUGCCGGUGGUGGAGCUUGGCAACCGCCUCUGUCUGCCGCGCCUCAUCUCUCUGGUGGAAAUAGAGAUCAUUGACCUGUUCCAGCGAGUGAUCCAAGCAGGCGGGGAUGUCAGUGAGGACUGCAUCUACUUGCUGGAGCCCCUUCAGAUGCACAAUGCAGACCAACUGGUGGAGUGGUGCCUCACCUGCAUGGCCACCAACUACAACCAUGUGUGUCACAAGCACACCAAACAGCUGCGCGCCCUCCACCCCGAGAACCAGGCCUACCUGAACCGCCACCGCUGGCCGCCAGUCUGGUACCUCAAGGACUAUGACUACUACGAGCGGUGUCUGAUGGAGCGGCAGCGGGAGGAGAACCCCAUCAAGCCCCUGAAGCGGUCCCGCAACACGGCCGGCUGCCUCUGCUUCACCUCCAAGAGCCGCCGGAAUGCCGAGAAACAAAACUAUCGCACAAUGGCGUACAACACGUGUAGCUGGUACUGCUGGCCCUGGAUCGAGAACCUCUUAUGAAGCCACCUGCCACUUCACCUUCGCCGGCCAUCCAUCUGCUGAACCGUCGUCCUCCUCACCGCGUCACCUCACCGUCAUCAUCGCCUCAGCCAGUAGUCUUGACAUACAAGUUAUUCUUUUUUUAGUGAGAUCAUUCAUCGUCAACUGUCACCUCUCGUUUGUGAUCAUUAGGUUGUAGCAGCCACAUGUCAUUCACGUCGGUACAGCCGCUCAUCAUCGGGGGCAGCGGUGUGCUGCCCCACGCCGCGGCGGAGGUGGCGCCGGCGGCCUGGGGAGGCCAGGUCACAGCGUGCCGGGCCUCACCUCGUCUUUCACUGCAUGGCGACAUACGAGUAUGCAUGGCAGGGCUGUACAAACGCGCACAUGAGCGCACAUACGCUGUUAUUUUAUUGUAGUGCUACAAGCUGCGACAUUAAUCGAAUUUCAGACCAUAGUCAGAAUUUGUACAAAACUAGCACUCUACCCAAAUGUUCUAAUUCAGCAUGUGAAAUCGCAAGUGUACUCUCGUUUCCUUCAACAUUUGCAACCAUAAGAAUCGGGUAAAAUUUCACCCGUGGCCCCCCGCCCUGCCUCCCCAGCCCCCGGGCCGCGCCCCGCCACCACCAUGAGUAUCCGUCUGCAGCAUCACUCGUUACGGCCUUGAUGUUCUGCUGUUGGAGAUUUUCCCUUCUCCAUUAAGAACAAACUUGGUAUUGUGUAGUAAGUAAAUGUACAUAGUUUGUGUAAAUCUUACAGUUGUAUCAUUUUUAUUUUUAUGAGGAAAACUCACUUUUGGAAUAAGUAGGAGAGUAACUACAGUAGCUCUCGAGCUCGCUGCUCAGCAGCCUCGAGUUUAGACGGUCGCCUGAAGCUGCCAUGCAUGUUCGCCUCAAGAAGACUCAUCUGGCCAAGAAAUACUGAACAGUAACCCUCACAUCAGGUAUUCCAGUCUGCAUUGAGGGUUUGUGACAGCUGCAGCCACUCGUCUUGUCGCAAGUCUUACACUGUGAUGACCAAGACGAAGAACAAGACUCUUUCGUAUCUCUUGUCCCGCUUGUCCGCCAACUUCCAAGUUGGCUUCCUUAUCAGUAAUUCUCUUCUAUGCUCACCCACCGUGGUACUGGAGAAGCUUUAGUUUUAGUAAGAAUACUACGAAAAGGAAAAAAAAGAUUAUUUUCUAUUGUUCGUUCAUGUGUUAUGUGCUGAAAAUAAUGUAAGAUGUCUGGUUGAGUGUCAGGGAAAAGGUUAAUUCGGCAGGGCAGUCGAGCGACCGGGCGUCGUGCCACAUGCUGGCAAGGCUCCGAAUGAAGCUGCUGGUGGUCAAGGAGUCUCAAGGGCUCCCGCCUGAGUCAUCCGUGGACACUCACCGCGGGACCAGCCAGACGCCACACCCACCUGUCGCCGGACACCGGGGCAGCGCUCCACCUGCCGUAAAGUAAGCAAUGUCCUCAGCUAUCAUCUGGUUACAGUGCGAAGUCGCGUCCAUGAGGACACGUACCGAGCACCUUCAGGUAGCCCCUCGGCCCCCCGGACGCAGGCAAUACACACGUGUGUUCAGGUAUCACCGCUGGACCGGCCACCUCGAUCUGCCUGCCGAGGAAGGACCGUCGCGUCUGCCUCAUACUGUGAUGUUAACUAUCGGUGUAUUACAUCGCUUCAUACUUAUGUAUUCAGUUGCAACUUUAUCAGUGGAUUACACUUAUUUGUUUUCGUUAGUGCUCAGGCACGUCCCACCCUUACAAAUGUAAUGUGGAAGAUGUUGCACAAGAAGUGGCCUGUUGUGCACUGUUUCAUGAUCUCGUACCUCACACACUGUUGCCGCACCACAACACAUCCACACCGAAGCCAUAUCCCGUGUGACUCUACAUACCGAUGUACCGGGGCUCAAAAUUAGCAGUAGCUUCUCAUGCCAUCACGAUGAUUUCUAGGUUCCAUUGGCUGUGCACUCACGCUGUGUGUGAUCCUAACCUCCACUCCUCAUCAGUAACAAUAAAAGGUAGCGCAAUGUUA
This is a messenger RNA of Eriocheir sinensis (Chinese mitten crab), 6813 nucleotides long. It is a transcript of the gene RhoBTB, whose product is annotated as rho-related BTB domain-containing protein 1-like. The record is from RefSeq and is a predicted model, not a curated record. The transcript has 15 exons. Gene Ontology annotation, cellular component: cytoplasm. NCBI's taxonomy places the organism in Eukaryota, Metazoa, Arthropoda, Malacostraca, Decapoda, Varunidae. Gene Ontology annotation, molecular function: ubiquitin protein ligase binding; GTP binding; GTPase activity. Gene Ontology annotation, biological process: proteasome-mediated ubiquitin-dependent protein catabolic process; regulation of proteolysis; small GTPase-mediated signal transduction. Bases 2584 to 4824 code for a protein of 746 amino acids.